Messenger RNA from Phialemonium atrogriseum, 683 nucleotides. RefSeq lists its product as uncharacterized. Gene Ontology annotation, molecular function: zinc ion binding; nucleic acid binding; DNA-directed RNA polymerase activity. The transcript is spliced from 3 exons. Bases 125 to 520 code for a protein of 131 amino acids. Gene Ontology annotation, biological process: transcription initiation at RNA polymerase II promoter; transcription-coupled nucleotide-excision repair; DNA-templated transcription. Gene Ontology annotation, cellular component: RNA polymerase II, core complex. NCBI's taxonomy places the organism in Eukaryota, Fungi, Ascomycota, Sordariomycetes, Cephalothecales, Cephalothecaceae. The record is from RefSeq and is a predicted model, not a curated record.
ACUAAAAACCCGACCUCAGCCAGAAAAAACGAAAGCACGAAGACAAGUUUCCUCACCACAACCACAAAUUAUCAACUCUAUCUCCACGUCGCAUCGCACCUUUUUUUUGUCUUCAGUGGCCACCAUGACCAGCCCCGCUCCUUCCACCACCUCGAACGAGGGCUCCAGGCCCAAGCAUACCGAGCAGAUCACCUUCCGUUUCUGCUCUGAAUGCAGCAACAUGUUGUACCCCAAGGAAGACGAGGACAGCCACAAGCUGCAGUUCACCUGCCGCACCUGCCAGUACACCGAAGAAGCGACGUCGACCUGCAUCUACCGAAAUGUCCUCAACAACGCUGUUGGAGAGACUGCCGGCGUGACCCAAGAUGUCUCGUCUGAUCCAACGCUCCCGCGGUCCAACAAGAUCUGUCCGGUGUGCAAACACCCCGAGGCCGUCUUCUUCCAGUCACAGCAACGGAGUGCUGAAACAGGAAUGAAACUUUUCUACGUCUGUUGUGAUUGCGGAAACAUCUUCCAAUAAGCGAAUACCCCCGAUACCCACGUUUGCGUUGUCUUGCGAAGGGUUAGCAUGGAAAGGAGUUUGGGCGUGGCUGGCUUGGUUUCGUAAAGGGUAGUAGUAUACUCUGUAUUUGGCGUUUCGGAUUAGAUAUCGGAGUUCUCAAUGUCAAUUCAUCGUCAAUGCC